Molecule: messenger RNA, 1695 nt
Organism: Coffea arabica (coffee)
Lineage: Eukaryota; Viridiplantae; Streptophyta; Magnoliopsida; Gentianales; Rubiaceae
Product: sedoheptulose-1,7-bisphosphatase, chloroplastic
Biological process (GO): gluconeogenesis; sucrose biosynthetic process; fructose 6-phosphate metabolic process
Cellular component (GO): cytoplasm
Molecular function (GO): fructose 1,6-bisphosphate 1-phosphatase activity
Source: RefSeq, a predicted model, not a curated record
CAAUUAACUUGUCCAGUCCACUAUAUUAGCCUAUCUAUUUAUCAGACGCCACGUGGCAGAAACCCAGUUUACUGCUUAUCUUCAGUUCAGUGUCCAUGCCCAUGAAUCAGUUAGAGGCUGAUACACUAUCUACUACCACCAUCAGCCUAAAGCUCUUGCAUAGCUUCCAUCCUCAUCGAACUUUCUAACUUGAAUUCCGCGAAAUUAAUCGAUUAUGGAGACUGGGAUUGCUUGCUGUGCUCGCGGAGCACUCCUGCCAAAUGUUUCUUCUCAGCAUUCAACUGGACUAGUAUCUCCACGUUCAGUUUCUCCAUCAUUCAGCUCCAGGAGUCUGAAAUCAAGCUCAUUAUUUGGAGAAUCCUUGCGCAUCAUGCCACCAAGAUCAUCACUCAAGGCUUCCAAGUCAAAAAACUCAUCACUUGUGACUAAGUGCGAGAUUGGUGAUAGCCUAGAGGAGUUUCUUACAAAAGCUACGCCGGACAAGGGCCUGAUUAGGCUGAUGAUGUGCAUGGGAGAAGCUUUGAGAACAAUUUCCUUUAAAGUGAGAACAGCUUCUUGUGGAGGAACGGCCUGUGUUAACUCUUUCGGUGAUGAGCAGCUUGCAGUUGAUUUACUUGCCAACAAUGUUCUAUUUGAGGCCUUGAAGUACUCUCACAUUGUCAAAUAUGGUUGCUCGGAGGAAGUUCCUGAGCUCCAAGACAUGGAAGGCCCAGCUGAAGGUGGAUUCAGCGUCGCUUUUGACCCACUGGAUGGUUCCAGCAUUGUUGAUACAAACUUCACAGUGGGUACAAUUUUCGGAGUAUGGCCUGGAGAUAAGCUGACAGGUGUAACUGGAAGAGAUCAAGUUGCUGCAGCCAUGGGGAUCUUUGGACCUCGAACAACGUAUGUUCUUGCUCUUAAAGACCUUCCAGGAACCCAUGAAUUUCUCCUCCUUGAUGAAGGAAAAUGGCAACAUGUCAAAGAUACAACAGAAAUCGGAGAAGGAAAAAUGUUCUCCCCUGGAAACUUGAGGGCUACAUCUGACAACCCUGACUACGCCAAGCUAAUCGACUACUAUGUCAGAGAGAAAUACACCUUGCGAUACACAGGAGGAAUGGUGCCUGAUGUCAACCAGAUAAUUGUGAAAGAAAAGGGCAUAUUCACAAAUGUGGCAUCCCCAUCUACCAAAGCCAAGUUGAGAUUGCUAUUCGAAGUGGCCCCAUUGGGGUUCUUGAUCGAGAAAGCUGGUGGAUACAGCAGCGAUGGAACCAAGUCGGUGCUGGACAAGGUUAUCAACAGCCUUGACGACAGAACUCAAGUGGCUUACGGGUCCAAAAAUGAGAUCAUUCGAUUUGAGGAAACGCUAUAUGGUUCCUCCAGGCUCAAGGCUCCAGAGCCAGUUGGAGCUGCUGCUUGAGCAACGCCAAACCCAAAUGAGAUCGUGUCUUUUCCUUUCUUCCAGGGCAACACCAAGGUGCUUUUGACCUUUAUACAAAAGUUUUUUUUUUUUUGGGGUCAAACAUAUAAUAGUUAAUUAAGUUCUUGAUUAUGUAGACGCUUCAGAAAGGUAGGUUUUGUGGGCUUUCUGCAGUCCCGGGAACGUAAAAAAAAAAAAAAAAAGUCUGGGCGUAGCUUCUUCGUUGGCUUAAUUUUCUUCCUGAAAUUUAUAUCAUCAAACACGAAUUGCUCAAAACCAAGGCAGUUCUAUAUAAUUCA